Pelobates fuscus (common spadefoot toad) is the source of this 4720-nucleotide messenger RNA. It is a transcript of the gene SLC4A5, whose product is annotated as solute carrier family 4 member 5. The transcript is spliced from 27 exons. Gene Ontology annotation, cellular component: plasma membrane. NCBI's taxonomy places the organism in Eukaryota, Metazoa, Chordata, Amphibia, Anura, Pelobatidae. The coding region runs from base 246 to 3632 and encodes 1128 amino acids. The record is from RefSeq and is a predicted model, not a curated record. Gene Ontology annotation, molecular function: monoatomic anion transmembrane transporter activity; solute:inorganic anion antiporter activity; sodium:bicarbonate symporter activity. Gene Ontology annotation, biological process: transmembrane transport; bicarbonate transport; monoatomic anion transport.
UUGGCAUCAGCGCUCAGUACUCACACCUCCCAGAUCUAUUGUCAUCACUGGCUUCUAGCGUCUAUCUGCAGUUUGCCCCCAGCACGCCACACAUGCCAACACUGUGACCAUCUCUCCUUCCUCACCGCAGACAUAAAGAGGGUUGAGAAUUCUUAAGAAACAAGACCUAAUUCUCAAGAAAGGGAAACUUGUUUAUCAUCACGAGUAAAUUACACAGACCUCUUCCUAGCUCUUCUGGUGAUACCAUGGAUGAAAGUGUGUUAAAUUCCAGGAAGAAAUACGAAGAUGAAGAUGAUUAUCACAACAUCUAUAUUGGCGUGCCUGCUCCCAGGAGUUACAGGAGAAAGCGACGCAGAAGAAGAUCUUUAUCCAGUCGGGACAGGAACUGUGACAAUGAAAAACAAUAUGGCAGAGAUGAGCACUCUGAUACAGAUGAGGGAGGUAGAAUGAACUUUGACAAUGAGAGCUACAGCAUCAGCAGAACAAUGUCUCCUGCGGCUGAACGGCUCCGAUACAUUCUGGGAGAAGACGAUGAAGCUCCGAAUCCCACCUUGUUUACAGAGAUGGACACACUACAGCAUGAUGGUGAUGAGCUUGAGUGGAAGGAAACUGCAAGGUGGAUAAAGUUUGAGGAGAAGGUCGAGGAAGGAGGAGAGAGGUGGAGUAAACCUCAUGUGUCUACAUUGUCCCUGCACAGUCUUUUUGAGCUGAGAACGUGUCUUCAGACUGGAACUGUGAUGCUUGAUUUAGAUGGGUAUUCACUGCCGCAGAUCAUAGAUGACAUCAUUGAGAAGCAGGUGGAGGACGGGAUGUUAAAGCCAGAGCUCAGAGACAAAAUCAGUUUUGUCCUCCUGAGAAAACACAAGCACCAAACCAAGAAGCCCAUCCACAGGUCUCUGGCGGACAUCGGGAAGUCUGUCUCAUCCAGCACAAACCGAAUCCCUGUUCCAAGUACUCCUGUUGGAACUCAAUUUCAUCGCUCCACAGAAGACCUGAGAAUGAGACAGAAUUCAAACUAUGGAAGAUUACGCCAUGCGCAGAGCAGGAGUAUGAAUGACAUUACAGACGCUCCAAGCACAGACCAGCUUAGAAAUAAAUUUAUGAAGAAGAUCCCCCGGGAUGCCGAAGCUUCCAAUGUAUUGGUCGGAGAAGUGGAUUUUCUAGACAAACCAUUUGUAGCAUUUGUCAGGCUGGUCCAAUCUGUAAUGCUGGGAGGUGUCACUGAAGUACCUGUGCCUACCAGGUUUUUAUUCAUCUUGCUGGGCCCAAUUGGAAAAGCUAAAUCAUAUACUGAAAUUGGCAGAGCGAUUGCAACCUUGAUGGUAGAUGAUCUGUUUAGUGAUGUUGCUUACAAAGCCAAAGUGCGGGAAGACCUGAUUGCAGGUAUCGAUGAAUUUCUUGAUGAAGUGAUUGUCCUUCCUCCUGGUGAAUGGGAUCCAACAAUCAGAAUAGAACCUCCAAAGAAAAUCCCGUCAGCCGAUCAAAGAAAAUCUGUGUUCUCUGUGAAUGAGGCUGGACAAAUGAAUGGUUCGGCUGGAGGAGGAGGUGGCAGUGGUGGUGGAGGAAGUGAAGAAGGAGAGAUGCCAUGUGCACAUGAGAUUGGAGAAGAACUUGCAUUUACAGGAAGGUUCUGUGGUGGUCUGUAUCUUGAUAUCAAGAGGAAGCUGCCCUGGUUUCUUAGUGAUUUCUAUGAGGCCUUCCACAUCCAGUCCAUUUCUGCAAUCAUCUUCAUCUACCUUGGUUGCAUUACAAAUGCCAUAACAUUUGGAGGCCUUCUUGGAGAUGCCACAGACAACUACCAGGGGGUAAUGGAGAGCUUCCUUGGCACAGCAAUGACAGGCGCAGUGUUCUGUCUCUUUGCUGGGCAGCCUCUCAUCAUCCUGAGCAGUACUGGACCCAUCCUCAUCUUUGAAAAGCUUCUCUUUGAUUUCAGCAAAGGUAAUGAUAUAGACUACAUGGAGUUUCGUCUGUGGAUCGGUCUCCACUCAGCCCUUCAGUGCCUUAUUCUAGUUGCUACUGAUGCCAGCUUCAUCAUUAAGUACAUUACGCGUUUCACAGAAGAGGGUUUCUCAACGCUUAUAAGCUUCAUUUUCAUUUAUGAUGCUAUCAAAAAAAUGAUUGGAGCUUUCAAAUACUACCCAAUCAAUUCUGACUUCAAACCUGAUUAUGUUACCUUAUACAGAUGUGAGUGUGUGGCCCCCGACCCAGUGAACUUGACUUUAUUCAAUGAUUCAGCUUCAUUUGCACCAAACAACACUAACAGUUCUUUGUACAAUGUUAUGAAUAAUACAGCGCUGGACUGGAGUCAAUUAAGCAUGAAGGAAUGCUUGAAAUAUGGAGGCAGUCUGCUGGGGAAUUCAUGUAACUAUGUACCCGACCUAGCACUCAUGUCCUUUAUACUCUUCUUUGGAACAUACUCCAUGACCUUGACACUGAAGAAGUUCAAGUUCAGUCGCUACUUUCCCACCAAGCUACGUACCCUGGUGGCUGAUUUUGCCAUUGUCUUCACCAUCCUUAUCUUCUGUGGGGUGGAUGCAUUUUUUGAAUUGGAGACACCAAAGUUGCAUGUUCCCAGUAAAAUAAAGCCCACACGCCCUGACCGAGGCUGGUUUGUUUAUCCUUUCGGGAAAAACCCUUGGUGGGUUUACCUGGCCAGCGCUCUACCUGCUUUACUGGUAACCAUCCUAAUCUUCAUGGACGAGCAGAUUACAGCUGUUAUAGUCAACAGGAAGGAGCACAAACUCAGGAAAGCCUGUGGGUACCAUUUGGAUCUCUUCUGGGUAGGUGUUCUGUUGGCUGUUUGUUCGUUCAUGGGGCUACCUUGGUAUGUGGCUGCCACAGUUAUCUCCAUUGCUCACAUCGACAGUUUGAAAAUGGAGACAGAGACCAGCGCACCUGGGGAACAGCCACAGUUUUUGGGAGUACGGGAACAAAGAGUGACAGGAAUUGUAGUAUUUGUUCUCACCGGAAUCUCUGUCUUCUUGGCACCUGUCCUGAAGUAUAUCCCAAUGCCAGUGCUUUAUGGCAUCUUCCUGUACAUGGGAGUGGCAUCACUGAAUGGAAUACAGUUCUGGGAUCGCUGUAAGCUCUUCAUGAUGCCUGCAAAGCAUCAGCCAGACUAUGCAUAUCUUCGACAUGUCCCCUUACGCCGAGUCCAUCUCUUUACUGUUGUACAAAUAGUCUGCCUUGCUGUUCUCUGGAUACUGAAGUCUACAGUUGCAGCAAUUAUUUUCCCAGUCAUGAUCCUUGGUCUCAUAAUGGUUAGAAAAAUGCUGGACUGGGUGUUCAGCCAGCAUGACCUUGCCUGGUUGGAUGAUAUCCUGCCCGAAAAGGAAAAGAAGAAAGAGGACGACAAGUCAAAGAAGAAAAAAGGCAAAGAUGAAGCAGAGAGUGAUGAGGAAAGAGCUGGCCAUCCUGGGGCAUUAAAUUCAGAUUCCUCUGCCAAUGGCUCUGAUGUGGAUCGAAGUAUUACACUGCAUUUGAAGAUAUCUUGCCCCUCGUCCCCUGCCGUCAGCUAUCCUAGGAGUGCCAUCGGUGCGGUCCCACAGGUCAAAAUCGAGAUGGAUUCAGAGUAUGACGACUCAGAUAUAGAGAGAAAUCCUAGAGACAGGGGAAGUGAAACCACUUUAUAACCUCUGCCCUGUUGUCACCAAUCAAUACUAAAAUAUGUCCACUGGAAACUGUACAAGAUUGGAUGGAUUUCAGAUAAGGCGGUGCAAGAAGGUGCCUAGAGUAUCUAUAAAUUUAGGGGUGGCUGACUACCAAAUGCAUGACUAAAAGACAAUUUAAACAAGUUACUAAUGAAUUAAAAAUGUUUGGUAAAUGUGCAUAGGACAACCGCAUUGAAACCCACACUACUCCAUUCUACACGAGCGGGUGAGGUGCUUCCUGGAAUGUAAGCAGCGAAUCAGUAACUCCAGACAAUGUGCUAAUAUAACUACAGUAACUUUUACAUGUAGAGCAGACCAUUGCUCACAAAAAGUUCAAAGAUGGGGGAGAAGGUCGGCACAGGCAUAAACCAGUUGCAUGCUACACUGACCUAACCAAGUUAAUUUAUGUUUCUUCAGAGUUUGUAUAUGUUUUCAGAACAGUAGCUAUGCUCAAGCCCAGACCUGAGAAUUUACAGGAUGCUAAAGCUUCGGCAAGGCUGGUGUAUAGUGGUGGUACAAUCGCCAUAUUUUUGUAAAUUUGUAAGUUAAUGGAACAUAUGUGAUCUUAGGGCAAAAUUAACCACAAUCACAGCAAUUUCUGAUGAUUAAUUCAAUGUUAUAAUUCAUUUUUUAUUUCAUACUGUAAUAUAGCACUUUCAAUACCAGUAAGUGAAGAAUUCACAAGUGUCCAACAAAAACAUGGUGGUCAGGCAACCAUAGGUGAUGACAUAAGUAGCUAGGCCCCAAACCCUAAGUGAAGCAAAACAAACUAAAAAGUUUAAAAGAUUCCCAGGCACAAAUAUAAGUGUAUCAUUUUCUUAAAUGAAAGUGAAUACAAUAGUGAAACAACUAUCCAUCAAUCAGCUACAGAAUAUUCAAGGUUUUUCACUAAAGUGAAAAUUCGAAGUGAAUUUCAAAUGUAAGGCCAAAUUAAACUAACUGAAAGCAGAGAUUACAUAUUUUUUUUCUAGUUUGGCUAUGUUGGCCUUAAUUAUGAAAUUCACUCUAAAAUCAUGACAAAGCCUACUACAUGUAUAGAUUCCUGUUCAGGUAUAGUUAGUUACAAAAUU